This is a messenger RNA of Brassica napus (rape), 3506 nucleotides long. RefSeq names its product TNF receptor-associated factor homolog 1b-like. Gene Ontology annotation, molecular function: protein binding. Bases 213 to 3266 code for a protein of 1017 amino acids. The transcript is spliced from 13 exons. NCBI's taxonomy places the organism in Eukaryota, Viridiplantae, Streptophyta, Magnoliopsida, Brassicales, Brassicaceae. The record is from RefSeq and is a predicted model, not a curated record.
GUUUUAUUCGUGUGUGUGUUAUGUCCAUGAGCUGUUUCGUGCGACCUCCCUCUCUCUCUAUUCCUAUUUAUCUCUCUUUCUUCCUUCCGUCGUCAUCUUUGGUUUCUCUCGAGCUGCCAUUAACCUAUUCAAAGGAAUAAGCCUCUCUCUUCCCACCAUCACAGUUGAAGUAGGGAGAGAGCUUUGACGGGAAAAAAGUUUCAUAUUGGGGAAUGGCAGAGACUGUUGAUGAGGAUUCUGGAGUGGGGAGAUCAGUAGAGGCGAGUACAAAUGGACAAUACAGUCUAUCAGGAGAAGCACUCUCUCAGUGGAGGUGUUCUACUCAAGUGGAGAAUGGGACUCCUUCGACUUCCCCUUCUUACUGGGAUACCGAUGAUGAUGAUGACUAUGGCCUUAGACCGUCUCAAUUAUUUGUGAAACAUAAAUGGAAGAUAGAGAAAUUCUCAGAAAUCAAGAAAAGGGAGCUCCGUAGCAGUGUUUUUGAAGCUGGCGGCUACAAAUGGUAUAUAUUAAUUUAUCCCCAAGGAUGUGAUGUUUGGCAUCAUCUCUCCUUGUUCCUCUGUGUUGCAAAUCAUGAAAAACUUCUUCCAGGCUGGGGUCAUUUUGCUCAGUUUACUAUUGCUGUGGCGAAUAAAGAUCCAAAGAAAUCCAAAUUUUCAGAUACGCUGCACCGGUUCUGGAAGAAGGAGCAUGAUUGGGGCUGGAAAAAGUUUAUAGAGUCACAGAAAUUAAAUGACGGGUUCGUAGAUGAUUCCGACUGUCUUACCAUCGAGGCUCAAGUUCAGGUUAUCAGGGAGAGGGUGGACCGACCUUUUCGGUGCCUUUAUCGUGGGUAUAGGAGAGAGCUUGUUAGGGUGUAUUUGACAAAUGUGGUGCAAAAUUGCCGACUUUUUGUGGAAGAGAAGAGAAGCAAGCUUGAGAGGUUGAUAGAGGACAAGGCAAGAUGGACGAGCUUCGGCGUUUUCUGGUUAGGGAUGGACCAAAACUCUAGACGUCGGAUGUCUACAGAGAAAAUGGACGUAAUCCUAAAAGGAGUUGUAAAACAGUUUUUCAUAGAGAAGGAAGUUAUAGCCACUUUGGUGAUGGAUUUCUUGUAUAGCGGAUUGAAGGCUCUUGAAGGCCAAACUAAGAGCAAGAAAUCUAAGCCAAGAUCGUUAGAUCCCAAGGAAUUGCCAGCUCCGCUUGUUACUGUGGACAAAGAUAUGUUCGUAUUAGCUGAUGAUGUGCUGUUACUCCUAGAGAGAGCUGCCCUUGAACCCUUGCCUCCAAAUUCGGAUAAAGGUCCACGAAACCGUACAAAGGACGUCAAUGAUGGAGAAGAUGACAACAAUGAAGCCAUUGAGCGUGAUGAGAGACGUUUAACUGAGUUGGGACGACGAACUGUGGAGAUAUUUGUUCUUAGCCAUAUCUUCAACAGCAAAAUCGAGGUUGCAUAUCGUGAAGCUGUUGCGCUAAAAAGGCAGGAAGAACUAAUUCGUGAGGAAGAGGAAGAGUGGUUGGCAGAAACCGAACAGAGGGCCAAAAGGGGAGCAGCAGAGAGAGAGAAGAAAUCUAAGAAGAAACAGGCGAAACAGAAACGGAACAGAAACAGAGGGAAGGACAAAAGGAAGGAAGAAAAGGCGACUUUUGCAACACAUGAGAAGGAUCUCGAGGAAGAAAAGGAUUCUGUCGCAGAGAAAGCAGAAUCCCUAGUUGAAAAAACUGAUACUCUUGGAGAUGUAUCCGACAUUUCUGAUUCUGUGGAUGGUUCGGCCGAGAUUCUUCACCCUGAUUUAGAAGAUGGGGACAGUAGUUCUGCUCAUUGGGAUACUGCCGCCUUAGGGAGCAGCAGAGAAAACGACAUUUCCAUAUCUGCACCCAAUGGAAUUGCAGAAAGAAAGAAUCAGUCCAAUAUGGAAGAUAGUUCAUCGACUUGUUCUAACGAUUCCAUCAGGUCUGGGUUUACCAAUGGGUCCUCCUACACAGGGAAUGCCUUGAUUUUCCGAAACCAGAAUUCGCCAAACAAAGGAAAGAACCAACCAAGGAGUCAGAAUUCUACUUCCGAGUCUGGUUGGGUUGUUGUCUCCCACAACCAGGAGCCAGAGAGCUCUCGGAAUCGUAGUCCCGUGGGAAAGGUACAAAACGUGGCUCAAAUCAUUGUGAACUCGGUUGACAUGGAUCGACCUAAAGAGAAGAGCGCUGCUGUACUUACUUCUCCAAGAACUGCUGCCAAGAAUCCUUCACCACUAACUCAGCCAAAACUGGAGAAAAAGAACGUUUCAGUGGCACCAAACAAGAAAGUAAUGCCAGCAAGUGGACCACCUUCAUCAAAUCAAGUAGUGCCGCCUUCUUCAGAUAUUGGUCUCAGAGCUGAUGUGCAAAAGAUCCCUGCUCCAAAACAACCUGCAACAACAACUAUAACAAGGCCUUCUAGUGCUCCAGUUAUCCCUGCGAUGCGACCUGCUCCUAUUGUCGUCUCCUCGGCUCAACCAACAACAUCCUUUCCUCGGUCGGUUAGCUCAGCUGGUCGUCUAGGUCCUGACUCUUCGCUACACAACCAGCAAACUUACACUCCUCAAUCCUACAAACACGCCAUAGUCGGCAACUCUCCUGGUUCAUCAUCUAGUUUCAACCUCCACCCAACCACAUUGCCAUCAGCAUCUUACUCGCAAACACCGACAUCAUCUUAUCAGUCAAGCUUCCCGUUCAGUCAAGAUGGGCUCUUCCUGGGUGGAAGGAGUUUAAAUUCUGUAAACAUGGGAAUGAACAACCCUUAUGCACCCACCGUGACUAGCAAUAGUUCUCGACAACAAGCACAAAACUUGAUGACGGACGAGUUCCCUCACCUCGAUAUCAUCAACGACCUGCUCGAAGACGAGAACUGCAGCAACAUGGUGUUUAAUGGAAGCAUGUUCAGUUCACAACCCCAGAUGCUGGACAGGCAAUACUCUUACCAUGGUGGUGGUGGUGCUGCUGAUUUUGGCAUCUCAGGUGAGUUACUGUCUGGUGGCAGAUCCAGGAGUUUUGGAGAAGAGGGAUACCACUACAUGCCACAUAAUGGUCUCUCUGCAGCAGGAGGGCCAUAUGCAGCAGAUGGUUUGAUACCGACGCAGUGGCAAAUGGCGAACGUGGACUUGUCUUUACUAGGUAUGAGGAAUAAUAAUAGUAACUUGGGGGAUACAACAGCAUACCAUCAUAACGCAUACUUUGGUUUGGACUCUUCGAAUCCGAGUUUUUCGUCUGGGGUUAAUGGCUACACUGAGUUCAGGCCGUCCAAUGGUCACUGAGUGCAGGCAUCAUGAAGAGGGGGGUGGAUUAUAGGGGUUUUCAUGAAUUUGGGAUUUGUAACGUUUUCAUAUACUAAAAAAAGUUACCAUGAAAAUACAUUUCCUGUAAAGAGAGUUUUCUUGUCUUCCUCUACUUUUCAAAUGAAUCUGGUUUUCUAUAGUUUUCAUAUUUUUCUAUAGACAAAACUUUUGUCCUGGAAUUUCCUACAAAUUUAGAUGAAUAAUAUAAAUAUUCCAGUU